Messenger RNA from Hibiscus syriacus, 972 nucleotides. Its product is annotated as oxygen-evolving enhancer protein 2, chloroplastic-like. The record is from RefSeq and is a predicted model, not a curated record. Lineage: Eukaryota; Viridiplantae; Streptophyta; Magnoliopsida; Malvales; Malvaceae. Gene Ontology annotation, biological process: photosynthesis. Bases 108 to 917 code for a protein of 269 amino acids. Gene Ontology annotation, molecular function: calcium ion binding. The transcript has 4 exons. Gene Ontology annotation, cellular component: photosystem II oxygen evolving complex; extrinsic component of membrane; photosystem II.
CAAACACCAGGUCAAUUUCCUUCACGUAUCAGUAGCAUCCAAAUCCUCAUUUUUUUUACAUGCUCUAAAACUAGAAGGUGAAGAGCAUUGCCACCACUAGCAUUGCCAUGGCCACCGCCGGAAGCUUGUUGCACAACCUUGCACUCACCACAACAACCACCGCCGGUAGAUCAUCCUCGUUAUCGCCGUCGCGCCGCCAAGUUUCAAGGCUUAACCAGCAGAUACUGUGCAGGGCUCAGAAGCAAGCCACCGGCCAAGACGAUGACGGGAACCUCGUCUCCCGUAGAUUGGCUCUCACCGUUCUCAUCGGCGCCGCCGCUGUCGGCUCUAAGGUCUCUCCUGCGGUUGCUGCCUAUGGUGAAGCUGCAAAUGUGUUUGGGAAGCCAAAAACAAACACUGAUUUCACGUCAUACAAUGGGGAUGGAUUCAAGCUGUCGAUACCAUCGAAAUGGAACCCAAGCAAAGAGGUGGAGUACCCGGGGCAAGUGCUGAGAUACGAGGACAACUUCGACACCACCAGCAAUGUGGCCGUCAUGAUCACUCCCACCGACAAGAAGUCCAUCACCGACUACGGUUCCCCUGAGGAUUUCCUAGCCACCGUAAUAAAUCCAUUGCUGCUUGGGAAACAAGCAUACUUCGGUAAAACUGAUGCUGAGGGAGGUUUUGACUCCGGUGCAGUGGCGACCGCCAACAUAUUGGAGAGCUCAACCCAGACAGUUGGUGGAAAGCCGUAUUACUUCUUGUCGGUGUUGACGAGAACCGCCGACGGAGACGAAGGUGGGAAGCACCAACUGAUAACGGCCACCGUCAACAACAACAAGCUUUACAUUUGCAAGGCACAAGCAGGGGACAAGAGGUGGUUUAAGGGAGCUAGAAAGUUCGUGGAGAGCGCUGCCAGUUCCUUUAGCGCUGCUUAAAGCUAAGUUUAAGAAAAAUGGAUAGAGGUUUUCAUGUAAAUCUUCUUAAUUAUUA